Molecule: messenger RNA, 768 nt
Organism: Fraxinus pennsylvanica
Lineage: Eukaryota; Viridiplantae; Streptophyta; Magnoliopsida; Lamiales; Oleaceae
Source: the annotation of a GenBank genome assembly
AUGCUAGCAGUAGUAGUUGCCUUCGACAACUUUCAUUCUUAUCUAAUUGGUUCAAAGGUGAUAGUCUACAUAGACCAUUCAGCUUUGAAGUAUUUAUUCGAGAAGAAAGAUGCUAAACCCAGGAGAUGUGUGCCAGAGGAUGAGAUGAAAUCGAUCCUUUUACGGGUUCAUGCUUCAACUUAUGGAGGACAUUUUGGCAGCAGUGAAGGUGCUUUUGGAUGUUUUUUGAAAAGGGACAAUUUCACGGCUUGUGCGUCGCGCACAGAUAGGGCUCGCGUUUGUGUUGAGAUUGAUGUUUCCAAGCCCUUGGUGGAUUCUUUCUGGCUGGGUGUCCCUUUCCAUCCCACCAACAGAUAUCAGGAAGUCAUAUAUGAAAAACUCCCAACCUAUUGUAAGUUCUGUAACACUAUAGGCCACUUGGAGAUGGGAUACAAGAAGAAAAAGGACAUUGGUGAAAGUAAGAUCCCUGAGAACGUUCGUCGCGACGAUGGUAAAAUUUUUACUAAUCUGGAUGAUGUGGGAGAAAAUUCUCCAAUGGAGAAUAUAGGUACCGGUUCAACGGUAGAUAAAACAGAUUCCGGUAAAAGUUCAGAGUUUGACAGAAAUUGGACUACUAGUGGCACAUUGAAGGUCAAUAUGUGCUCCAAUGAAAUAAUUUUGGAUAAGGCUAUUGUGGAGGGUGAUGUUGAAGUAGUUCAUGAUAUGCUUGUUAUGAAUGUCAUGGACGAUAUUACAGAGCUUGUACUUAGGGGGGAGCCUCUUCCCUAA